AUGACGGCGAAUCCCCAGCCCCCCACCUCAGCCCUGUUCCACUCCCAGCCUGUUCCCAGCCCUCAGCCUCCUGUUCACCAGCCACCUCCCCUGUCCUCACCUGUUCAGUCCAGCUCCCACCACUCCACCUGUUCACCCCACCCCACUCCUGUUCCCAGCCCCUGUUCCAGCCCUGUUCCCAGCCUCACCCCACCCCUGUUCCCACCCCUGUUCCACCUGUUCACCACCUCCCACCAGCUCCAGCCCCUGUUCCACCCUGUUCCUGUUCCACCCAGCCCUGCACCCUGGCCUGUUCCCCACCCCAGUCUCACCUGUUCAGCCCUGUUCCCUGUCUCAGCCCCACUCCCACCCCACCUGUUCCAGCCCCCACCCCCCACCCCUGUUCCUGCACCCCCACCUGCCACCCCUGUUGUUCCCACCUCCCACCUCACCCCACCACCCUGUUCCCAGCCUCCCUGUCUGUUCCUGUUCCCCCAGCUCCCUGUUCCCACCACCUCCCACCUGUUCAGCCCCACCCCAGCCUCACCUCAGCCCCAGCUCCAGCCCCUGUUCCUGUUCCACCACCUCAGCCUGUUCCCACCCCUGUUCAGCUCCCACCAGCCUCCUGUUCCCACCUCACCUUCAGCCCCAGCUUUAGCCCCAGCCUUAGCCUUUAGCUGUUUAGCUUAG
Armigeres subalbatus is the source of this 669-nucleotide messenger RNA. RefSeq lists its product as uncharacterized. The record is from RefSeq and is a predicted model, not a curated record. The transcript is spliced from 2 exons. NCBI's taxonomy places the organism in Eukaryota, Metazoa, Arthropoda, Insecta, Diptera, Culicidae. The coding region runs from base 1 to 669 and encodes 222 amino acids.